AUGAUAAAUAAAAGUUUAAUAUUAUUCAUUAUAUUUGGAAUAUUUCUGGUUCAACAAUGUUUGUCUGAUACACAGAUUCCAGCAUGGAAUGUAUCCGGAUAUUCAUAUGUUCUUAAAGAUGCACCUGUUUCAUAUGAUAUAUCUUUGAAUAUGUGUUUACAAAUUGGCGCAAUAGCCUCGUUGUCAAACAAAAAGGAAGCUGAUUAUAUCGUUGCCAACUCGAACAAUUUUACCAACACACUUUUCUGGAUUGGAAUUCAAUCGCUAAGCUCCAAUGGAAAUGGAUACACCUACGAAUCGGGAACAUCACUGGAUCUACAGCCAAUGUACGAUGUCCAGAACGAUACAUGUAUUACCUAUUGUCCAUGGGGACCCGGCGAACCUAUCAAUUUUGGUAAUGCAUCGCUCUAUGCUGUCGCUGCACAGAUUACCAAUGGCCAAAUCAGUUUCAGGGCAUUACCAUUCACUACUCAACUGCCUGUGCUAUGUUUAGAACUCCCAAGCAAUAAAAAGAGAAUCCUACAAAGAAGUCAGGUGCCAACCACCGGAGGAAGUUUAAUAAUUGUUGUUACCAACACUGCAAAUAUAACAACGGUGGGAGUGUUUACACAAGAUUCGCCACCUCAAUCAUACUCAGGAAUAUUUCAAUAUAAAGCACCUCAAAUUAUUGGUUUUACACCAAAGUUUAAUAAAGGAGAGGUUGUCACUAUUAGAGGUGUAAAUUUCGGUGUAGAUCCUUCAUUAAUUUCUGUGGUUUUUGGAAAUACAUUAUCAGAGAUGUUCAGUAAAGUGGCGUGUAGCAAUAUUUUAUUUUUAAAAGGAGAUCAAAUUACCUGUACCUUGAAUGAUAAUAUUGUUUCUCCAUAUCCAAUCAAUAUUAUGGUCGAUGGUAUUCAAGUAACUUCAACAAGAGCACCAGUCUAUUUGGAUACAGUAACCUUUGAACCACCUGACUUUUCAAUCUUCAACUUACAGGCCAACAUUACGAAAUUUACCGAUUUUAUAUCGAGUUCAAGUUAUAUAGACGAUGGAAAGUUUUUUGGAGUGGUUACAUCACUAAAUCAAUUCAAUCUUUUGCAAAAGAUAGUCCCCAAUUCCGCAGUUAUUGAAGGUCUUAAGGUGCUCAGUGGAGCUUUCUUCUAUUCGUAUGGUCCAAAUAAAGAUGUAAGAGCCUCGCCUUAUUUUAAAGAAAACGCAACUUCGCUCAUUCUCGAUUCGCCCGGUCCUGUCUUAUUUAAUACUACCGAUGCUUCAUUGAGCGGAACCGAUAAUACCAUAGUUACCAAUAACUUUUUUAUUCAAUAUUACUCUCUCACCACAGCAAGAAUUAUCGAUUAUACAACAAAUGCUUCCAACUAUCAAGAUGGAACUAUAGUGUUGAAUUAUUUUUUAAAUGAAGAAUUUAAAACAAUCACAUUAAAUGGAUUUUCUCCCGACGCUAUUUAUGGACAACCAAUAUACACGGAAAAUCAGUUAAUAUUAUCUGUAAAAGCUGGAAUAUUUAUGAAUUAUGUAUAUUUGACACUUAAUGGACAACAAACAAAUACUAUUUUUUAUAAAAAUAAUUUUUAUAAACCAAUUAUAAAUAGUUAUCAAUCUAUACAAAAACAAGGUGAAUCUGGAAAUGUAACUAUCUUUGGAAAUCAUUUUAUGAAUACUUCGAUGGUGUCGAUCGGUAAUUAUUUAUGUAAUGCAUUAAAUUUCGUUGAUUCACAAACAUUGGUUUGUCUUUUCAAUGGAAUUCCUUUGGGUGGAAAAGAUGCACUACCAAUCAGAGUGUCGACCAAUGUUGGAGCUGUAACUGCCUAUAUUUUCUAUUAUAAGCAGUAUUUCGAAUGUGCAAAUCCAACAUGUUCUGGAAACGGAGUGUGUAAUCAUGACAAUGGACAAUGCCAAUGUCGUCCUGGAUUCUAUCUAUGGGAUUGUUCAAUGAAAUCCACACAAACAUUGCCACCACCACCUUUAGUGAACAACAAUGGUGGUGCUGUACUCGUAACAAAGAACGACAGUGUUGAAACGUCAAAGUUCAACAUUGACAUCCAAUAUAUUCGAGAGAUCGAUUCGAAUGGAAAUACUUUGAAACUUGUGAAUGUUUCUGAUAUCGAUUGGACAUUGAUUCAAUCAAACACCACAUAUUAUAUUUACACAGGUCAGAUUGCAAACAGUUCAACAACAAUCCAAUUGAAUGUCAAUAUUUUCAACACAUCAACGUCGAUUGUAUUUGCAGGAGAGACAAUUCAAAUGGAUGCCAAUUCAGUCAAAUUCCAAGUUACAAUCAGCAGUUGGCCAUUCAAAGAUCAACUAAGUACACUUGAAGUUAUCUAUUCAGCACAAUUAGUUCAAAAUCAAGAUAUUUGUUCAACACCAAAAGUAUUAUCUGAUGGAACAACAAGCAACUCAGCAUCAUGGUACCAAGUUCAAAUUGGAACAUCAAUCCUAUCGGCUCGAUUUGCAAGAUAUCUAUUUGUGAAUGGCCGUAUCACAAAGAGUAACGUUAUAUUGUUGGAUGAAGAAACCGAUCCAUUGUAUCAAAUCGUCAAAAGUAACUCAACAGAUCAAACAAAAUACACAUUGUUGACAGCAAUUCAAGUUCCAUACUUUGACAGCCAAUGUAUUUUAGAUCCAAACUUCUCAUUGUUGUUAACUGGUGACCCAGAACAAUGUGACUCUAAAAAGAAUAAUUGGAAAGUUCCAGUGAUCGUUGUUUGCUCUGUUGUCGGUGGUUUAUUAUUAAUUACUGUAGCAGUUAUAAUGUUUACCAGCUUAUCUGUUACAUUUAUUUGUUUAAUUGUUUUUUUGAUUAAUAUUUGUGUUGGUGACACCGACAUACUGUUUCCAGCAUGGAAUGUAACCGGUUACUCCUACAGAUAUUUAGGUCUCGAUUACAAUUAUAAUGGAGCGUUGACACAGUGUCAGGGUGGUGGAUUCCUCGCAACAAUCACAAGCAAACAGGAAGCGGAUUUUAUUCGAGCAGAGCUAGAGACGAAUGCGCUCAACGAUCCUUUCUGGAUUAGUAUUCAAGCGGCAUCGCUUAAUGGAACUGGAUACUCAUAUGAUUCGAGCGGUCCUUUCUCUACGAUGCCGAUGUACACAGCACAAAACGAUCAGUGUUACACCUUUUGCCCUUGGAGUGACGGUCACCCAGUGAUUGGACAGAGCAACAAUGCAGUUGCAGCACAGCUGCAAGGCGAUGGUACUCUGCAAUUCAUUUCUGUUCCACGAACUAACUCUUAUAAAGCACUUUGUGUAGAAGAUAAUCUCAGUAUAAAGAUCGUUCAGAAAACUUCUAUUUCUUCCGAUGGAGGACAAUUGGAGAUCUUCUAUGUCAAUCCUCAGAGUCAGUUUCUAGAUACAUGUCAAAUUUUGAAAUGGAAUGAUUUGACACAAAUAAUCAACCUUCCUAGAGUGAAGAAUGGAACUUUUCAAGUACCUCCAGGUACAGGUUUAUAUAAAUUGAAAUGUAUUACCAAUACACAAAAUACAUAUAUAUCAAUAUUUCAAUAUAAUUCACCUCUCGUUAUUGGUUUUACUCCAAAGUUCCAAAAAGAUGAAAUAUUGGUCGUAAGAGGUCAAGGUUUUGGAAAUGAUAUAAACUUAAUUUCGAUGUCAAUUGGGAAUGUUCAGUGUAGAAGCGUUCAAUUAAGUGGUGAUCAAUUGUCUUGUACUUUGAGUAGUGAUGUUCUAUCACCGUUUCCUUUAAUCAUAUCGGUAGAUGGAAUGGAAAUCAAAUCGUAUCGAGCACCCUUUUACCUUUCAGGCGUAACCAACAAUCCACCAAACUUUGCCCUAUUCACUCUCAAUGUAAAUCUUACGACUUUUCUCACCUAUAUUGUUCCAAAGCUAAGCGACCAAACAGUGUAUUUCGGUGCACUCACCGAAGCAAGCCAAUACAAUUUGGUAUCAAAGAUAUUCCCAACCAGAGUGCUUACUCAAGGUGUUCGAAUGGUCUCUGGUGGAAGUUUCUAUAACAUGUAUGGACCAUCGAAAAAUUCUUUGGUUGCACCGUACUACUACGGAACGAAUGGAUGCAGCGUUGUAAAUACUGCGAUUACCUUAAGUCUCACCAGUGGUUCCUUAAUGGACACCAAUACCAAUGCCCUAAGCAACAUUUAUUUCCUUGUGUACAAUCCAAUCAUGUCUCCAACUAUUGUAGGAUAUACAACGAACGCAUCCAACUACCAGGAUGGAUAUGCAAUCUUUGAUAUCGACUUCAAUCAAAAUAUUAACUCAAUACAAGUAAUGGGUUUAGUUCCAUUGUACUCUGUAUUAGAGACCAAAAUUCCAAUUGUAUUACGUGUUGCAGCAGGUAUAAACACCACAUCAAUGUAUUUUAUUAUUAAUGGUCUUAACACCAAUCAGAUCAACUAUACAAAUAAUUUAUAUUCACCAACUAUAAAUAGGUAUCAAACGAAUAUGAAACAAGGUGAAACAGGGAAUGUAACAAUAUUUGGUGAUCAUUUUAUGAAUACUUCUCAAAUCACAAUUGGUGGAGCUGGAUGUGAUUAUAUUGUAUAUCUCAGUCCACAACAAUUGAUCUGUUCAUUCACAGGUACUCCAGUUGGUGGAAAGGAUGCACUACCAAUCGCAGUCUCAAAUAAUGUUGGCACUACCACCUCCUAUUUAUUCUUUUAUAGGCAAUACUAUGAGUGUGCAAAUCCAACAUGUUCUGGAAACGGAGUGUGUAAUCAUGACAAUGGACAAUGCCAAUGUCGUCCUGGAUUCUAUCUAUGGGAUUGUUCAAUGAAAUCCACACAAACAUUGCCACCACCACCUUUAGUGAACAACAAUGGUGGUGCUGUACUCGUAACAAAGAACGACAGUGUUGAAACGUCAAAGUUCAACAUUGACAUCCAAUAUAUUCGAGAGAUCGAUUCGAAUGGAAAUACGUUGAAACUUGUGAAUGUUUCUGAUAUCGAUUGGACAUUGAUUCAAUCAAACACCACAUAUUAUAUUUACACAGGUCAGAUUGCAAACAGUUCAACAACAAUCCAAUUGAAUGUCAAUAUUUUCAACAUAUCAACGUCGAUUGUAUUUGCAGGAGAGACAAUUCAAAUGGAUGCCAAUUCAGUCAAAUUCCAAGUUACAAUCAGCAGUUGGCCAUUCAAAGAUCAACUAAGUACACUUGAAGUUAUCUAUUCAGCACAACUACUUCAAAAUCAAGAUAUUUGUUCAACACCAAAAGUAUUAUCUGAUGGAACAACAAGCAACUCAGCAUCAUGGUACCAAGUUCAAAUUGGAACAUCAAUCCUAUCGGCUAGAUUUGCAAGAUAUCUAUUUGUGAAUGGACGUAUCACAAAGAGUAACGUUAUAUUGUUGGAUGAAGAAACCGAUCCAUUGUAUCAAAUCGUCAAAAGUAACUCAACAGAUCAAACAAAAUACACAUUAUUGACAGCAAUUCAAGUUCCGUACUUUGACAGCCAAUGUAUUUUAGAUCCAAACUUCUCAUUGUUGUUAACUGGUGACCCAGAACAAUGUGACUCUAAAAAGAAUAAUUGGAAAGUUCCAGUGAUUGUUGUUUGCUCUGUUGUCGGUGGUUUAAUAUUAAUUACUGUAGCAGUUGUAAUUAUAAAGAAACAACUUAAAGGAAGAAAGCUUAUAGACAUGGCUGUUAAAUUAAAAAGAAAGUUCUAA
This is a messenger RNA of Heterostelium album PN500, 5631 nucleotides long. RefSeq lists its product as uncharacterized. The transcript is spliced from 7 exons. The record is from RefSeq and is a predicted model, not a curated record. The coding region runs from base 1 to 5631 and encodes 1876 amino acids. Gene Ontology annotation, biological process: sexual reproduction. NCBI's taxonomy places the organism in Eukaryota, Evosea, Eumycetozoa, Acytosteliales, Acytosteliaceae.